Mustela lutreola (European mink) is the source of this 1896-nucleotide messenger RNA. It is a transcript of the gene NPY5R, whose product is annotated as neuropeptide Y receptor Y5. The record is from RefSeq and is a predicted model, not a curated record. Lineage: Eukaryota; Metazoa; Chordata; Mammalia; Carnivora; Mustelidae. Gene Ontology annotation, cellular component: plasma membrane; neuron projection. Gene Ontology annotation, biological process: G protein-coupled receptor signaling pathway. The transcript has 2 exons. The coding region runs from base 166 to 1506 and encodes 446 amino acids. Gene Ontology annotation, molecular function: neuropeptide Y receptor activity; neuropeptide binding.
UCUAAAACCCCCGCUGCUCCCCGCUCCUUCCUCCCUACCCCCACCACAUCCCCACCGCCACCUCCAGGUGCUCCCCCUGCAGUCGCCGCCGCCCCGGCGCAGAAGCGACCGCGUUCCCGGGAGCGGAGGCACCAGCACCGGCCCGGGCGCCCCGAGAGCUAUAAUAUGGAUUUAGAACUCCAGGAGUUUUAUAACAAGACCCCUGCCACCGAGAACAAUACUGCUGCCACUCGGAAUUCUGAUUUCCCCGUCUGGGAUGACUAUAAAAGCAGUGUGGAUGACUUGCAGUAUUUUCUGAUUGGACUUUAUACGUUUGUAAGUCUUCUUGGUUUUAUGGGCAAUCUUCUUAUUUUAAUGGCUCUCAUGAGAAAGCGUAAUCAGAAGACGACGGUCAACUUCCUCAUAGGAAACUUGGCCUUCUCUGAUAUUUUGGUUGUGCUGUUUUGCUCCCCUUUCACACUAACCUCUGUCCUGCUGGAUCAGUGGAUGUUUGGCAAAGUCAUGUGUCAUAUUAUGCCUUUUCUACAAUGCGUGUCCGUUCUGGUCUCAACUUUAAUUCUGAUAUCAAUUGCCAUUGUCAGGUAUCACAUGAUAAAACACCCUAUAUCUAAUAAUUUAACAGCAAAUCAUGGCUACUUCCUGAUUGCUACCGUCUGGACACUAGGUUUUGCAAUUUGUUCUCCCCUUCCAGUGUUCCACAGUCUGGUGGAACUUCAGGAAACGUUUGGUUCAGCAUUGCUGAGCAGCAGAUAUUUAUGUGUUGAGUCGUGGCCAUCUGAUUCAUACAGAAUUGCUUUUACUAUCUCUUUAUUGCUAGUGCAGUAUAUUCUUCCCUUGGUAUGUCUCACUGUAAGUCACACCAGUGUCUGCAGGAGUAUAAGCUGUGGGUUGUCCAACAAAGAAAACAAACUAGAAGAAAAUGAGAUGAUCAACCUAACUCUUCAUCCAUUCAAAAAGAGUGGGCCUCAGGUGAAAAUUGCCAGCAGCCAUAAAUGGAGCUAUUCAUUCAUCAGAAAACACAGAAGAAGAUACAGCAAGAAGACAGCCUGUGUGUUACCUGCUCCAGCAAGACCUCCUCAAGAGAACCACUCAAGAAUGCUUCCAGAAAACUUUGGUUCUGUAAAAAGUCAGCCCUCUUCAUCCAGUAAAUUCAUACCAAGGGUCCCCACCUGCUUUGAGAUGAAACCUGAAGAAAACUCAGAUGUUCAUGAAAUGAGAGUAAACCGUUCUAUCAUGAGAAUCAAAAAGAGAUCUCGAAGUGUUUUCUAUAGACUGACCAUACUGAUACUAGUGUUUGCCGUUAGCUGGAUGCCACUACACCUUUUCCAUGUGGUAACUGAUUUUAAUGAUAACCUUAUUUCAAACAGGCAUUUCAAGUUGGUGUAUUGCAUUUGUCAUUUGUUAGGCAUGAUGUCCUGUUGCCUUAAUCCUAUUCUGUAUGGCUUUCUUAAUAAUGGGAUCAAAGCUGAUUUGAUUUCCCUGAUACAGUGUCUUCAUUUGUCAUAAUUCUGAAUGUUUACCAAGGAAAGAAUAAAUGUUGAGACCGUCUAAAACAUAUUCACAAUAACUCUGUAUGUAAAUUAAAUAAAUUUUAGUAACAUGAAGUUGAAUUUAUGUAACAGAGUUCUGGAGUUGAAUGUCAGUUCAUAAUAUGUGGAAAAUAACUUUAAUGUGUUAUAUAUAAUAUGAUGAAUUCAUUUAGUUGUAUAAAGUUGGUGUCAAUGCGAUCUAUAAUUUCACUGUAAGAAGUAAUUGUAUUAACGUUCAUUUCAUCUUGUCUUGUAAACAAAUGAAUUGUAACUUUUGUUUAAAAUAAAAGUUGUAUCUAACCAACUCUGUAUUUUUGGUUCAAAAUUAUAAUAAAAAUAUUUUUCCUUAGACUCAUUUAAUUUUAGA